CUCCAGCGGCUACAGCACCAUACCGUACAGCACUAACAGUACAGCCAAAAGCCCCCUCCCUCACAAAGGCGGGUGACUGGGAACACCGCUGUGUAUAACUGAUCGCAUAUCCACCUGGCCAAGGCAGUCUCCCCUCUCCUCUCUCUCUCUCUCCGCGUUCUGCAGCAAAUCGACUUUGGACCAUCUAUUCGCUCGUGGGAUUACAGUGCUCGAGUACAUAUAUAUACAGGCACAAGUAAUUGGAGUGUACUGUACUGUACUGUACUGCAGCGUACCUGGUGCUUGCAAGGAAGCAAGGCCGCCCCGCUAUUCCAUCCCCACCUCCCAAACACGGCGGCCACAUAUCUAGCAGAGACACAAGGCCAGCCCGCCUCCUCCUCCUCUGUCUUUCUUCUCUCUCCGCACUGUCUGUCUGUCUGUCUGUCUGUUUACACCUUUUUGCUCCGUCUUGCAUUGCCUUUGUCUUGUGCUCUUCCCCGGACACUGCGGUGCCGACCAAAGUACAUCGAUACAACAACACAGCACUCCCGCUCUCCUACCCAUACACGCACCCGCGCACCCACUACGGCCACGCCCGCAAAAGGACCACACAGACCAGACCCUGAAAACACGCCUACCCCUCCUCACGCAGGAACCGAACACACACACCUUCUUCAACCCUCUCCUCCCUCCUCUGCCGUGCCUCCGUCUGCCGCUGCAGUCUACCUACAUCUCUCCUUGCGCUACUACCCGGCCUACCGACUUCCCUCCACACCCGCCCUCGUCUCCCAUUGUCGGUUGCAGCAGACGUUAGUCCCUCACUAAACGUCAAACACCCAGGCUGCGAUUCGCUCUUUUGCAACACACUAUACUCGCUAGUCGCGAGGGUACCGCCAAACACAUCGCCUUCCUACUGGUUUUUGCCGACAGCUCCUAUUUCCUCAACACCAGCGCAAAAGCGCACCAGAAUCUAAGCCAUGUCUCGCGCACCUGCAGGGAGCGGCAGCUCCAGGAAGAUUUCCUUCAAUGUCUCCGAGCAAUACGACAUCCAGGAUGUAGUUGGCGAGGGCGCUUACGGCGUUGUCUGCUCUGCGCUCCACAAACCUUCAAGCCAAAAGGUCGCCAUCAAGAAGAUCACCCCCUUCGACCAUUCCAUGUUCUGCCUUCGAACGCUGCGAGAGAUGAAGCUGUUGAGAUACUUCAACCAUGAAAACAUCAUCUCCAUUCUAGAUAUUCAGAAGCCUCGGAAUUACGAGACAUUUACUGAAGUGUAUCUGAUCCAGGAACUCAUGGAGACGGACAUGCACCGCGUCAUUCGUACACAGGAACUCUCCGAUGACCAUUGCCAGUAUUUCAUCUACCAAACGCUUCGUGCCCUCAAAGCGAUGCACUCUGCGAACGUGCUGCACCGUGAUCUCAAGCCUUCCAAUCUCCUUCUCAACGCCAACUGCGAUCUCAAAGUCUGUGACUUUGGUCUCGCGCGAUCAGCCGCCUCGACAGAAGACAAUUCGGGUUUCAUGACGGAAUACGUUGCCACUCGCUGGUACCGUGCUCCCGAAAUCAUGUUGACGUUCAAAGAAUAUACCAAGGCCAUCGACGUCUGGAGUGUAGGCUGCAUCUUGGCCGAGAUGCUGAGCGGGAAGCCUUUGUUCCCUGGCAAGGACUACCACCACCAGUUGACAUUGAUCCUCGACGUGCUCGGUACACCGACCAUGGAAGACUACUAUGGAAUCAAAUCUCGCCGUGCUCGCGAGUACAUUCGUUCGCUUCCCUUCAAGAAGAAGAUUCCAUGGAAAGCCAUGUUCCCCAAGACAUCCGACCUUGCGCUGGAUCUUUUGGAGAGGUUACUUGCUUUCAACCCUGUCAAGCGUAUCACUGUCGAGGACGCUCUCAAACACCCAUACCUUGAACCGUACCAUGACCCGGAUGAUGAGCCGACUGCAGACCCCAUUCCCGAGGAGUUCUUCGAUUUCGACAAGAACAAGGACAACCUGACCAAAGAGCAGUUGAAACUUCUCAUCUACCAGGAGAUUAUGCGAUAA
Molecule: messenger RNA, 2021 nt
Organism: Periconia digitata
Lineage: Eukaryota; Fungi; Ascomycota; Dothideomycetes; Pleosporales; Periconiaceae
Source: the annotation of a GenBank genome assembly